Molecule: messenger RNA, 2825 nt
Organism: Ostrinia furnacalis (Asian corn borer)
Lineage: Eukaryota; Metazoa; Arthropoda; Insecta; Lepidoptera; Crambidae
Product: metal transporter CNNM4
Exons: 13
Coding region: 78-2810 (910 amino acids)
Biological process (GO): magnesium ion homeostasis; transport
Cellular component (GO): plasma membrane
Molecular function (GO): transmembrane transporter activity
Source: RefSeq, a predicted model, not a curated record
CUCGACUAUACGAAGCUCUUUCCGCUGCAACUUCGGUGCGGUACGGUGAUUUCAUUCGUGUUUGACCGGCGUGUGACAUGGCCGUCUCAUUACGGACUAGUGGCUUGUUUUUGCUAUUAUUUUUAAUAAUAAACACGUGCGCCGUGUCUCCCCCAUGGAUAUUAUCGGUGGUGAAAGAGUGUGUGGAUGAUAAAUGUGGAAUUAAAGUGUUAAGUUCGGAUGUUGUGGAGUGGUCAUUGACCGGUCGACGGGGCGACAGAGGAGAGGUCUGCUCACCGCCGUUUUAUUACACACAGAAGUCGUCGGAGGCGGUGGUGGAUGUUCCAAAUGAGAAGUUGUACUUUUGUGCGAAAGGGGUCGACGGUGCGUGGCUCCAUCAAGGCGAUGAGAUCUACCUGUCUGCGGAUGACGUCACCCCCAUACGGUUCGAAAAUGAGAUCGAAGAAGCGUUACAGAGUGGCGAGAUAAACAUCGUAGACAACAGUAUUGAAACCGUCGAAACCGACGACAAAUUCAGUCUGCAAAACGAUGUGGCAGUCAACAAGAACGCCGAAAUUGAAGACAUGUCAGAAGUGGAGAUCUCCAGAACGAAACGUCAAGUAGAAAACGAGACUGACAGUACAGUGGUAACUGAAGCUGCUAUACCCGUUACAAACUCUGUGGCGAAUGAGACUAGUCUAGGCCCUAAAAGGGUUAAUGUGACACCUAGUGGACCCGUCAGAUUGAUGGGACUCAGAGUAGAUGAAGCAGCAAAAGAACCAAAGGUGGUAGACGGAAUGAUACCCAGUGUGUUGAGAGAGACGAAGUUCUUGUUGAGAUUGUUUGGUGAAGGGUUCACGAAUAAUACUGAGAUUGCAUUUACGCAUUACCCAGAAGCUUAUGGGACCAACUGCCAUUUUCUAUUGAACGGUGUUUAUAAGGUAACUUCAGCAGAAGAAGAUUCUGCAAUCCUGGACAUGACAGCCCCACCGCCUUUAGAGGGCUACAAAUUCUACAUUUGCGCGCGAAAUUCUCCAAACGACGAGUUUGUCCAUCAAGGCAACGAAGACUGGAAGAUUUUGGCGACGCACAACAAACUGUUGCCGCUUUGGGCUUCUCUGGUGCUGAUCGUGAUUCUCCUGAUGCUUGCCUCUCUCUUCUCUGGUCUGAACCUUGGUCUGAUGGCCUUAGAUCGCACAGAAUUGAAGAUCAUAGCCAACACAGGAUCGGAGAAGGAAAGAAAGUACGCCAGAGCGAUCAUGCCAGUGCGUGCACAUGGAAACUAUCUUCUAUGUACAAUUUUGUUGAGUAACGUGGCUGUGAACAGUACAUUUACGGUUAUCCUGGACGAUUUGACGUCAGGUCUUGUGGCUGUUAUAGGAUCCACUUUGGCUAUCGUGUUUAUUGCCGAAAUCACGCCUCAGGCCAUCUGCGCUAGACAUGGUCUAUUGGUCGGAGCGAAGAGUAUUUGGAUUAUGAAGAUCGUGAUGGGCAUUUGCGCACCCCUCGCUUGGCCUACAAGCAAGCUCCUGGACUACUUCCUAGGAGAGGAGAUUGGUACCCACUACAACAGAGAGAGACUGAAGGAGUUGGUCAAGGUGACGAACCACGUGAAUGACCUGGACAAAGAGGAAGUGAACAUCAUCUCCGGAGCCUUGGACCUUCGUAAGAAGACCGUGAAGGAUGUCAUGACCAAACUGAAGGACUGCUUCAUGCUGCCCAUGAACAGCGUCCUCGAUUUUGAGACUAUGAGCGAGAUCGUCAAGUCGGGUUACUCCCGCAUACCGGUGUACGAUGGAAGCCGCGGCAACAUCGUCACAGUCCUGUUCAUCAAGGACCUGGCGUUCGUGGACCCCGACGACAACACGCCGCUGCGCACUCUCUGCCAGUACUACCAGAACCCGUGCAACUUCGUAUUUGAGGAUGUUACGCUGGAUGUCAUGUUGAAGCAAUUCAAGGAAGGCCACAAGGGCCACAUGGCAUUCGUACAGCGCAUCGAGGAGGGCGACGGGGACCCGCUCUACGAGACCGUGGGGCUAGUCACCCUGGAGGACGUCAUCGAGGAGAUGAUCCAGGCCGAGAUCGUGGACGAGUCCGACGUCAUCAGCGACAACAGGACUAAGAAGCGUCUGACGCGCCCCGCCAACAAGGUGCAGGACUUAGCCGCCUUCGCCGGCCACCAGCAUCAUCAGAAGGUGCACGUCUCCCCGCAGCUGGUGCUGGCAACCUUCCAGUUCCUCAACACCAGCGUGGACCCGUUCCGUCCCGAGCUGAUCUCAGAGACGGUACUCCGCCGUCUACUGAAGCAGGACGUGAUACAACACAUCAAGCUGCGCGGCGACGAAGACAGGAACGACCCCAAGAGAUACGUCUUCCAGGAGGGAAAACCGGUGGACUACUUCGUCCUGAUCCUGGAGGGACGAGUGGAGGUGACGGUGGGCCGCGAGAACCUCGUGUUCGAGUCCGGUCCGUUCACGUACUUCGGCGUGCAAGCGCUCACGCAGAACAUCGGCGUCGCUGAAGCGCCAGCGCCUUCGUCUCUUGGCUCUCUGCAGAACCUGAACAUGGACUCCAUGCUGCGUCACACCUUCGUUCCCGACUACUCCGUGCGAGCUAUCGCUGAGCUUUACUACCUUACGAUUAAGAGAUCCAUGUACUUGGCAGCCAAACGCGCCACUUUAAUGGAGAAGGGUGCCCUCAACAAGGGCGGCACCAACGAGCAGAUUGAACCUGAAGUGGACAAGCUGCUGCGCGAAGGAGAUGGCCUGAGUGAGAUCACAGAGCGUCCUUCUCAGGUAAGAAAUAUUAUUAUUACUAUCAUAUUAUUAUAAUAAUCAUAACGAAAA